Camellia sinensis is the source of this 414-nucleotide messenger RNA. The record is from RefSeq and is a predicted model, not a curated record. Lineage: Eukaryota; Viridiplantae; Streptophyta; Magnoliopsida; Ericales; Theaceae.
AUGCUUGGUACUAGUGGUUUUGGAUGGAAUGACACCGAAAAAAGAAUUGAUGUUGAGAGUGAUAGUGUCUGGGAAGCAUAUGUUUGGAGGGAGAGCGAUGCGAAAAACCUACGAAACAAAAUUUUUCCAUAUUUUGACUCAUGGAUCCACAUAUUUGGUAAGGAUCGAGCUACGAGGGAGUUUGCUGAAGGGCUUGCUGAUGCAGUUGAUGCUAUAAAUGCUGAGGAAGAAUUGUUGUUCAAUAGUCUUGCAGAUAAUGGCACAUUUCUUGAACAUAUGGAUAUUAGUAGUCAUAUCGGCGAGGGAAUAAAUUGCUCCAGCUCAUCAAGUCAACGACCACCUAAAAGUUCUACAAAAAAGAAUGACAACAGGAAGAGGCCUAGAGGCAAUGAUGAUGUAGUGAAAGGGUUGUAA